AUGCAAGUACUACACGUUUUGCUUUGCCUCCUGAUCUCUCUGGGACUGACAGGCAGCAGCGAGCCAGCCUUGGAGAAGGAUUUGGGGGCAGAAGAGAGCGUCUCAGACCAUGCGGAAGCUGAGAGUCAAGAAUGUUCCGCUUGUUUAUGGAGGGAGCACAGCAAAGCACUGAGGUUGGAAUCCAUCAAGUCCCAAAUCCUGAGCAAACUGCGCCUGAAGCAAGCCCCCAACAUCAGCCGCGACAUUGUCAAUCAGCUCCUGCCGAAAGCUCCCCCAUUGCAACAACUGCUGGACCGCUAUGACAUCCAAGGAGAUGACUGCUCAGCCAAAGAGCCUGCUCUGGAAGAUGACGAGUAUCACGCCACGACAGAAACUGUCAUUACCAUGGCCGCUGAACCUGACCCCUGUGUCCAAGUGGAUGGGAGUCCAAAAUGUUGCUUUUUUAAAUUUAGCCCCAAAGUCACAUUUACAAAUGUGGUGCGAGCUCACCUGUGGGUUUACCUGCGACCAGUACUGCACACCUCCACGGUGUAUCUGCAGAUCCUCAGGCUGAAACCUGUGACGGAAAAGGGCAGCAGGCACUCGCGGAUCCGAUCCUUAAAAAUAGACAUGGACUCCCGCAAUGGGCGCUGGCAAAGCAUCGACUUUAAGCACGUGCUGCAGAACUGGUUCAAGCAACCGCACACCAACUGGGGUAUUGAGAUCAACGUCUUUGAUAUGGAUGGGAAUGACUUGGCCAUCACAUCUCCAGGAAAUGGAGAGAAGGGACUGCAACCAUUUCUGGAAGUCAAAGUGGCAGAAACAAACAAACGCACCCGCCGAAACCUGGGGCUAGAUUGUGAUGAGCACUCCACAGAGUCCCGUUGCUGCCGCUUUCCGCUAACCGUUGAUUUUGAGGCCUUUGGCUGGGACUGGAUUAUUGCUCCCAAACGAUAUAAAGCCAAUUAUUGCUCUGGUCAAUGCGAGUACAUGUUCAUGCAGAAAUACCCGCAUACCCACCUGGUGCAUCACGCCAAUGCCCGAGGGUCAGCAGGCCCCUGCUGCACGCCAACCAAAAUGUCGCCCAUCAAUAUGCUUUACUUCAAUGACAAGCAAGAGAUCAUCAACGGGCAAAUCCCAGGCAUGGUGGUUGAUCGAUGUGGCUGCUCCUAAAGCGAAAAAACAGCCAAAUGUCUCCCCCCAUCCCCCACCACUGAAACAUUCAUGAUUCAAGAAUGUGUCCAAACUAUGCCAUGCACUGUGCAAUAAGGAGAGACAGACAGACAGACAGAGAGAGACAGAGAGACAGAUCUAGAGAGAGCUCGAGAGAUAUUCUUAGAGAGAGAGUGAGAAAGAGAGAACCUCAUGCAUCAGAAACAUCCCCUGUAAAAAAAGCCAUUUAAUAACUAGGACUAACUGAUCCCAGAUCCUCUCUCCUAACCCCCAACUGCACAACUGAAACAGUAACCACUGAUCACAAUAUCAGAGCAAAUAAUCUUGGAGGAGUUGCUGAGGCCACCAAUACCAGUGAAACGAAUUAUACUCAAAAACAAAAGAUAAUUGGGAUCAAUUUGUCAGUUUUGACUCAACAGAUUUUGCAGAUGCACGACCUUGCUAGGCAGUGGCCCCGUUUAAUUUUGCUGUUUAAACAAAAAAAAAUUAAAACAUUAAAAUCCCAUU
Mobula hypostoma (lesser devil ray) is the source of this 1659-nucleotide messenger RNA. Its product is annotated as growth/differentiation factor 11-like. Gene Ontology annotation, cellular component: extracellular region. The record is from RefSeq and is a predicted model, not a curated record. Gene Ontology annotation, molecular function: growth factor activity; cytokine activity. The transcript has 3 exons. Bases 1 to 1152 code for a protein of 383 amino acids. NCBI's taxonomy places the organism in Eukaryota, Metazoa, Chordata, Chondrichthyes, Myliobatiformes, Myliobatidae.